CUAAAGGGACAUUUCAGCAGGAACAGGUGCAUGACCAUGAGGCCGUCUGCCGUGCUCUUCAUGCUGUUGGCUGCAGCUUCACAAAGCGGAGCAAAGCCCAAAACCCGCUUCACUCGCUACCCAUUAUGGAACACAAAGAUGUACCCGAUCUGGAAGGAUGGUGACCCAAGAUUCAAAGAUGCCUGGAAAGGUGGAAAAGUGAGUUUUGUUGUUGGGAAUGAUUCACCAACUCUGACUGGAGCCAAAGUCACCUUCACCAUCGACCUGGAGUUUCCCCACAAACAGAAGGUGCAGCCUGAUGGGAGCGUGGUAUGGGCUGAAGACUGCACAGUCAAUGGAACAAAGUUUCUUAAGUCUGAGCCAGUUUACCCAACACUGGACCCAGACUGGGAGACAGUUUUUCCUGAUGGAUCCCCAGUAAAGAAGGACAGGAAACCAGCGUAUGUGUUUGUGUGGAAGACGUGGGGUCAGUACUGGCAGGUGGCCGACGGGCCCUCCUCAUCCCUGACCAUUGAUACGGACAACAUCCCUCUGGGCUCCUACACCAUGGAUAUCGUUAUCUACCACUACCGAAGCAAGGAGAAGUUCAUUCCACUGGGAUACGCCUCCACACAGUUCUCCAUCACUGAUCAGAUCCCGUUCGCUGUCUCCCUGGACCAAGUAAAUGACAUUGUGGCCAGGGACAUGCGUUUUGUCCAGAACAGGGCGAUCGCCUUUACAGUUACUCUCCAUGACCCCAGCGAGUACCUCAGCAACGCAGACAUCACCUACAACUGGGACUUUGGAGAUGAGAGCGGAGCCCUGAUAUCCAGAGAGCUGACUGUCACUCACACAUACGUCGACUCAGGCUCAUUCAGGCCCCAGGUGGUGAUCCAGGCAGUCAUCCAAGAUAAGGCCUGCGACCCUCCAUCCGACAAACCAACCACUGCCCCUGGUCCACCUGCUCACCAGGUCACCACAGGCAGAGGACAGGAGACUUGGGAAUAA
Messenger RNA from Nematolebias whitei (Rio pearlfish), 987 nucleotides. Its product is annotated as melanocyte protein PMEL. Gene Ontology annotation, biological process: melanosome organization. Bases 31 to 987 code for a protein of 318 amino acids. NCBI's taxonomy places the organism in Eukaryota, Metazoa, Chordata, Actinopteri, Cyprinodontiformes, Rivulidae. Gene Ontology annotation, cellular component: melanosome. The record is from RefSeq and is a predicted model, not a curated record. The transcript is spliced from 7 exons.